AUGGGAGGAAAGCCAAAACAAGCACAACGAACCAAAGGAAAUUUAAAACCUUCAAAAUCCAGCAACUUCAAUACUGAUCCAGCACCACUGCUGAGCUUUACACCAGUCGAUUCUGCUUUACUUCAAUCGUCACUUGUUGCUGGAUUCAAUGUAGAAGAAAUCGUCGAAAUUGAUCCAAAUAUAGAUCAGAACUUUCAGGUUGUCUUGCGAAAGAUGUGCAAAAAGGACCCAACAACAAAAAUAAAGGCAUUAAAAGAGUUUAUCGAUCUAACGAAUGAGUCAGAGCUUGAUGUCGUACUUACGGCAAUUUUAAUGUACGCAAAAGUCUAUAAUCAAUUGUCAACAGAAGUCGAUGCUCGAGUUCGUGAAAGCUGUCAGCUAUCCUUACUUACAAUUGUCAACAAGAUUGGAAAGAAUCUAGCUACGAUUCUAAAGCAAAUCUUUCCAUCUUGGAUCUGCGCACAAUAUGAUACUCAUCCAACAGCAGCUAGUAUAGCAAAGAAUAGCUUUAAUAAGGCAUUUCCACCAAACAAAGUGAGUGAAGUUUUUUCGUUUUGUGAAUCGGAAGUUCUAGACAAUUUCAUCAAGAACCUGACUGUUUUAAAUCCGCAAACAAUAUGCAAUAGUAAAGUCUACUCGAGUGAAGAGUGUGAGGCAAAAUAUGAGCGAGUUGUGAUAGGAAGUUUAAGAGGAUAUAUUAAUUAUCUUGAAAAGAUUCCGUCCGAUAAGAUUGAAAAGUCAUUGGAACGAAAUAGCAAUUUAGUUGCACAUGACAAGUUUUGGAGUUUUCAUAAGAACAAGUCACCGUACAUAAGAGCUGCAUUCUUUGAAGCAUUAACAUCAAUUUUACAACAUUCACCAAUUUUAAUGAAGAACCUUGAGCCACAAUUAACAUCAACUGUCUUUAAAAUGCUCGAUGAAAGUGAACCGUCAGUUCUAUCGCACAUUUGGACAAGCAUUUUACUUGUUCAAUUAAAAGUUGAGGAUUGGCAUAGUCACAUUAAUAUUAAUAAGAUGUUAUUACCAAAAUUGUGGAAAAUCCUUCGAACUUGCUUAUAUCCCUGCAUUAUCUAUCCAAACUUACUUCCUUUAGUAUCGAAAUUUAACAAAACAAUUUUGCCUGAUGAUCAACUUCAAAACUUUUACUUAAAAUUCUUCGAAAAUAUCAAUGAAGGAUUAAGGACUGUCCAAUUAAGUAAAUCGGAACUAUCAACUGUUGCCUCAACCUAUUUUGAGAUCCUCCAAUACAUCAUAAUUCAAAUUAUUAAUGACACAGAACAAAAUGAUGAAGAGAAAUUGAUUAAAGUCAACAGUCUUAUUGAUGAUCACAUUAUAGCUGUAAUCUAUUGGUGCAUAAAUUCUGAUAGCUUAUUUGGUAAAGUUGUGUUCAGUAAGAUUUCUGAGAUAAUUAAGCAUUGGUCUAAGAAUAUAGCAACAAAAGACAUUUAUAGUAAAAUAUUUGAUAGAUUUUGGAUUGAACUAUAUCAAGUACUUGAAGGAAGUCUUGAAAAUAGUAAUUUACAGCAAAUAUCUAAUGGUCAUGUAGAACUUAUUAAAAACUUAAAGACAACAACGUCGAAGCCAAAAGGUGUUAAAAUAAAGGUCGAAGAUGAUCCAAUUGAACAGCCUGAAGUUGUUGUAAUAACUGAAAAAGUCAAGGAUAUUUCAUUUGAUGGACCACUUUGUGAAUUAGUCUAUAAAUUGAGUUUAAGCUAUGUCGAGAAGAUUAAUACGACAUUAGACAAGAAUUUGGUUGAAAAUUUAGACAUAAUGAUUAAGGAAUAUCAAUCAAAGGAACUGUUUAAGCACUUGGCUAGCAAUCAAGAAGAUAAGAGCAUUUGUUCACUAUACGAUACAUUCGCAGAAUGGCUACAAAAUGAAGAACUUAAAUGUGAGGCAGUCAUUGAGAUAAUUUUAGCACUUUACAAGUAUUUGGAACCGUCUGAAAAAAUUGACUUGCUUAAUCGUUGGAUUCGAAUUCCUACAAUCCAGAAGAAUUGGCUUAUUAUGAGAGCAUUAAGUUAUCCAUUGUGCUGUGAUGCAGGCAUAACAAAAUUUCUUAAAAUGAAAGAAGUAACGGAUUAUCUUUCAGAAUGUGCCACUAAUGUUUCAAAUGGAAGUUAUAAGGAUAAUUUAAUUAUUUUACAAAAAUGCUUUUUUCAAACUGAAAAUGGUGACAUUUUGAUUGAUAAUUUGACAUGUGGAAGUAUCAUUGAUAUUAUUUGCAAUACAUUAACUGAUUCCACUAAAAUUAAUCAAGUCGAUCAAUGUGCAAGUUUCCUCGCUCAAAUAUUCUCAACAAUUUGUUCAGAUCCAACCAAAAAGGACAUCCAGUUGAAGAUAUUUUUAAGCUUAUUUGAUUUCUCAAUCACUAAGGAAGUAUCUGACAAUUUUUCUGAGGACACAAUGUGGGAAAUAUCGACAUCAUGGCAAGAUGCAUUGUCUAGUGGCGAUUUAGAGAUGAAUGAUGAGCUUUUGGGUCAUUGUAGUAAAGUCAUAAACACAAAAUUGAGUACUUCAACUAUCGCAGAUGAAAGUAUUGAAAAUGUCGAAAGGUUUGCUGAAUUAGUGUCCAAACUUGUGCUGUGUUCGAAUGAAGAUAAGCAAGGCAACGAAAGAGAUGAAGCUAUAAAUUCUAUGCUUAAAGUUUUACUCAAUCAAGAGAAUAUUUAUGAGGAUUAUUUAGAAGAUCUAUGCCUGAGUAUCAAGUCAAUUCGUGGAGAUAAGACAUUCGAAGAAAGAACUCUUUUAGACAGCAACAAUGUCAACUUUAAUGAUGCUUUAGAUUCACAUUUAAAGUAUAAAAUCUUUAGCUUAAAUGUCAUUUUAAUGCUCAGCUGUAAUAUAAAGAAAAAGCAGCAACAAGACAAGAGCAGUUUCGAUGACGAUGACAGUGAAAUUGACAAUCAUGAAAUAGAUUAUUCAGUAAUGAAGCAACAAGAAAUUCAGGAUGAAGAAAUAACUGAAGAUUAUUGUGAUUUAAAUGAGAAUUUAUUAAAGGAAUGGAAAGAAGUCGUUAUGGACAAAUUCUUUGAUAUUUCAAUCAGUUCUGAAGCAAUUCUUAAUACAUUUUUAUUACAUAUCAGAAAGAUGAAUCCGAAUCUUGAAAAUUGGAUCCUUUAUACACAGGAACGUUUGAAAGUUUAUCUUAUUGAAAAUUUACCAGAAUCAAUUCAGAAUGAAAUUAAGGAUGAAUUAUUUGGACGGAUUAUGACAAAAGGAGAAUUUUAUGUCGAUUGUUUACCUCUUUUACUCUGCACCAAAGCAUAUAAUAAUGAAAAUGGAAAGGCUGCACUGUAUAAUGAUAUUCUCAGCCUAGUAAACAGUGAUGAAGUGUCACUUACUUAUAUUAAUAUCCUUCAAACAUUCGAAAAAGUGUUGGAUAAAAAAUUUAUGUCAAUUACGUCAAAUCUUGCUGAAAAAUGCUUCAAUUAUUUACUCAAAGUAUCUGCAGCAAGUGUUUUUAUAAGAAAUCACUUGGAUGUUUCUGAUUUUAAUGAACUCAUUGACCGUAUGAUUAUUGGACAUGGAUUGAUAUUGAUGAAUGAGAUAAUUAACAAAAAUAAGGAACAUCCAUUCUUGUUGUACAACAAGGAUGUGUCACUUGAAGACCCAAAUAAUGUUCUGACUGUCUCAGCAAUAGCUAAUUUCAUGAGUGAAUGUCUUCUUUAUUUUCCAACUGAAAUUGAUGUUAAGCGAUGGGAUUUUAUACGAAUUGCUUUAAGUAGCUGGAUCUUGUCUGUGUCUAAAAGUUGUGAAAAGUUUAACAACGAAACAGUCAAGAACUUUAUUGUCGCUAUAUUCCGACUUAAUGCUUCACUUCAAAAGUUCAUUGUGGCUGAAAAAAUAAAAAGCUCUACUGAGUUUCUCUCAAAUAUGAUCGAGGAAUGGGAAAAUGUAUUCGCAAAAGAUGUCAAUUUAGUGCUCAUUAAAUCAUUUAUUUACAUCGUUAAGAAUAUCGAUUACAGUUCGAAACAUCACGAAGUAUUUGUUGAUGCUCUAUGUCCACAUAUUGAAUAUAUAGACUUUAGCUAUGUACUACAAGGAAAGAAAAUCGAUCAUACAUUCUCACUGGAUAAUUUAGUUGAAUUUUCAUUAGAAAAUUUAUCGAGCAAGCAUAAUGGAAUUAGCAUAACUGCUGCAACAAUCAUCAGGCAGCUAACUGAUGGAUUCUUAAAGUUUGAUUUGGAUACAUUGAAUAAGAAAAGCAGUGAGGAAUACAAUGAAAGUGAAGACGAUGAAGAGAAUUUAGAAAAUUUCAGAUGGCACAUUUUGGAGUCGUUUAGAGACACACUAGAAAGUUAUCAGGAAAUCAUGAAGGACUUGUCAGAAGAUUUCAGCUUUAAAGCCAACGAUAUGGAAGACGACAUGAAAAUUCCAUCGGAAGUAGCUUUACCGUAUCUUUUGCUUUGGCAUUGUAUCUUAAACUUCUGUUCUAAAGCACGACCAGAAUUAAGGACUGUUUAUGCUCGUUGGAUAUCAAUGAAUAAAUUCGAGGAAGUCUUUUUGUUCUCAUUAUUCAAAAUGAUGCCUCGUGAAAUUCUUAAGAAUCCCGAUAUAUCCACUAAACUUGGACACACAGCAUUCUCAACAUUAGAUUGGAAAGACAUUCAAGAUUCAAAAAUUGACAUCGAGCGAUAUUCAGCAUUUUUGUAUGGAGAAAGUCUUCGAGUAGUUCCAGCGAUUGUACGUAAAUGGUGGCAUGCAUGUAGCACAAGACAAGCACAAGUGAUUGAUAAAUUGACAGCAAAUUACGUAUCACCAAUUUUAUGUAAUGAAGACUUGACUGUGCUGACAAAUAUGAAGGAACGAGAGGGACGUAAUAGCAUGAACAUUCGAGUAUUAAUGCAGGCACGAGAAGUUAUAGCUACGUACUCAUUAGAAGAAGCUAAAAUGGAACUCGUUGUUUGUUUGCCACAAAAUUAUCCUUUAGGUGCCAUAAAGGUUGACUGUAAGAAGCACAUUGGUGGCAAGUUUCAAGCUAGAGAAAUUGUGAAGCAAUUGUCAAUUUACUUAACACAUCAGAAUGGAAGGCUUUAUGAUGGAAUCUUCAUUUGGAAACGAAAUCUUGAUGGGAAAUAUGAAGGCGUUGAGGAAUGUUAUGUCUGUUAUUCAGUCAUUCAUCAGGAGAAUCUUCAAUUACCAAGAAACACAUGCAAAACUUGCAAAAAGAAGUUCCAUUCAUCCUGUUUGUAUCGCUGGUUCACAUCAUCUAACAAGUCAACAUGUCCUUUAUGCAGAAAUCCAUUUUAA
Molecule: messenger RNA, 5253 nt
Organism: Chironomus riparius
Lineage: Eukaryota; Metazoa; Arthropoda; Insecta; Diptera; Chironomidae
Source: the annotation of a GenBank genome assembly